AUGAGCAACAACGAUUUCUUUACGAGCGUACCGUUCUCUGGUCAACAGCGAAGAACCCACUCAACAGAUCAAGAGAACGUCGUUUCAUUUGCUCAUGCUAUCGCAGCACGCUUCGGAUCCGCUGAUCUUCUCACCGCACGUAUCCUCCCCGACGAGCAACCACCUUCACAAAAUAUUAUUUUACCGCCUAAACCAGUUCUUCCAACCCCCUCGAAACCCGUAUCUUCAUCCUCCUUGUCAUCCACCUUCAUACCAGUCAACCCCCCCGACCUCCCAGCUUACCUCGCAGACCCCUCCAUUCUCAUCCUCGAUAUCCGCCCACAUGCCGCCCAUACUGCAGCCCGUAUUCACAGAGCCCUCUCCCUUAGCAUACCAAGCACUCUCAUCAAGCGUCCUCUCUUUGGUCUCUCCAAAAUCGUUCAGAUGCUCCCUUCCUCAUCUGCACGUGCAAGAUUCGCAGCAUGGCCAACCGUAAACCAUAUAUUGGUAUAUGACGUUGACUCUGUCCUCGUUCCAGACACCAGUAAUAUUGCUGGUCUGCUGAGAAAAUUCCGCGCAGAGGGUUUCACAGGCGAACUCGCUUGGGUAAAAGGCGGGUUUCAAGCUGUAUGGCGAGAUGCACGCCACUGCGCCACAACCGACCACCCUAGCCCGGACGAGGAUGAUCUAGAAGGCACUGCCUCCUCUGGAGCACUGCGUCCAAAGCAUCUCCCCAAAUCCGCCUUUUCGCUUUCAACAACAACAGCUGCAAACGCAGCUUCAGGCACACCGGCAGUCGCAAAUGCUGCCAACCCUUUCUUCGAUACCAUCCGCCAGAACUUGGAACUCAGUCAGGGAAUCACAGAACGUAUUCCCCUCCGUCUUCCCAGGCGCGUACGGAGACGCAUCAAAGACCUCCCAUUUCGUUGGCUUCAAGACAUCGCUAAUUCAAAUGAUCCUGACGUUGAGGAAGGUGCCGAAACUCUUGCCAUGCAAUUUUACCGCAUAGAAUUGGCAGAGCAAAGGCGUCUGAGAAGCGUCAUGGAACAUCACGCAAGGGAAAGCGAGACUCUUCCUUCCACUCCCAUGCAGGGCGCAUUUCCAUUUAGUAUUACGGCCGGUGUCGAGAAGGGAGCCAAGAACAGAUACAACCAUAUAUGGCCCUUCGAGCAUGCUCGUGUCCGUAUUCAUGAUGGCCAUAGACCACGCGACCCCUCACCCGCGGAUGAUUACGUGAACGCGUCGUAUGUGCAGCCCUUGGGCACGCGUAAACGCUACAUCGCUACGCAAGGCCCGUUACCUGCGACAUUUGUUGAUUUUUGGACUCUCGUAUGGGAGCAGAACGUUCAUGUAAUCGUCAUGCUCACGCGCGAGAUUGAGAAUGCGAUGGUUAAAUGUGGGACGUACUGGGUAGAGUCAUCCUAUGGACCUCUUCAAUUGCAGCUCCUCAACACCUCCCCGCCUAUCUCACCUUCUACUUCCUCCAAUACCUCGGCCAACAUUGGGUUCUUCAUGUCCCCGCACGAGCGCGAUAAGGGUUCGAAGCAGCCAAGUAUGAUAGUGAGGACCUUUGCGCUCAGCCAUCGCGGUUACCCAGGCAUUCCACCUAGAAAAGUGACGCAUCUGCAAUAUCUGGAUUGGCCCGACAUGAACGUACCUGAUGAUCCUCGUGGCGUGCUAGAGCUCGUGAAGUGCGUCGAGCGCGCUACGGGCAUUGCUGCAUUUGCGCUUGGGUGCUCCCCGCCUGUGCUGUUGCAUUGCUCGGCGGGUGUGGGCAGGACGGGCGGGUUUAUUGCUGUGGAUGCUCUUCCACGACAGCUGCAUCAGGACGUGUCACCCGCACCAUUAAUGUCCCAUAAUAACCCCAUCUCAACGAUCGUGCAAGAUAUGCGCGAGCAGAGGAUGAGUCUUUGCCAGAGCUUGCGGCAGUAUGUGUUCGUGCACGCGGCGGUUAUCGAGGGUGCCCUUAUGAUGGUGGACGAG
Suillus subaureus is the source of this 1962-nucleotide messenger RNA. RefSeq names its product protein-tyrosine phosphatase-like protein. Gene Ontology annotation, molecular function: protein tyrosine phosphatase activity. The annotation marks the transcript as partial. Gene Ontology annotation, biological process: protein dephosphorylation. NCBI's taxonomy places the organism in Eukaryota, Fungi, Basidiomycota, Agaricomycetes, Boletales, Suillaceae. The record is from RefSeq and is a predicted model, not a curated record. The transcript is spliced from 8 exons.